CGCGCGGCAGCGCCCUGUCUGGUGGUUUUCUAGGGGGGAAGCCGAUGUGCAGACAACAACCUAGUUCUCGCUCUCUUUCUUUUGUGUUUCUUACCGAAACUGAGAGUGUGUUUUUCCGUUUCCAUGUCGCACUUGGUCGAUCCGCUUGCCUCCGACGCGUUUCCACCCUCCAUUAUCUGGUGGUUGCCUUUCUCGCUGUCCCGCCCACGCGACAUCUGCGCUUGGUAUUAUUCUUCCCUUCGGCUUUUGCUUUUUCCGUUUGAAGAGGCGGCGUACACUCAGGCAGCAAGAAAGAAAGUUCAGAGUCCGUAGGCUGGACCGCGCUCUGCGUUGCUUUGGAGGAAGCAGCUGCGCGACCCUGGAAGGUCUUGUAGGACUUCGUGCCACGCUGUCUGGGGGUCUCACAUUUUUGCCGCCGCGUUCCGGAAAGUUUCGUUCAAAGAAAAGCAGACGAACACGCGGAUAUCAGACUCUCGCUGCUUUGUGCCUUUCUUCGCCACCGUUUUUUCCUGUCGAGAACUUGCGCGGUCGACCCAUUGCUGUCUGCUGAGUUCUUUUCUUCUCGAUAUCUCUAUAACCCUCUCCGCAGCGCCAUCAAACUUUUGACCCGGUGUUAGUCUGGGUUGCCCUCCCCUUUUUACACAUUUUUCCUCGCUCCUGCCUUCGCUUCUUCAUAACGUGUCUCUGUUUCUAGCAGCCGUUUUGCCUCCUCUGUUACGGAACUGUGGCGCCUCUCCUUUUGUUUUGGCCCGGUUCGCUUCUUGGAUUCGUUUGCGGAUUCCGUUAAAGUACGCUUCCCUUCCCUCUCAUCUUCCUCUAACCCAAGUGGACGAGACAGUCGACACCGCGGCGGUGUGUCUGUACACUCGAGAUUUUUGUUCUCCACCGUCCACAGCCUGUCCGCGGCACUGGAAAACGCCACGUUUUCCGUUCCCGCUUUUUUCUUCGGUGCGAAACGCGUCGGCCGAGGUUUUUUCUUCCACUUUUUCGUUAUUCCUUCCCUCGCAUCUCUGCCCUUCUCUCCUCUUCCUGCUCUCUGCGCAUCAGCGGGAGAUCCACCGGCGCCUGCUUGCAGUCAUUUUUGUCUGCUGCUGCUCCUUUUCCACGGCGACACUUACACCCUUCUCUACCGCCACAGAGAAGCGGUGUUUUCCUGUCACUUGUCUUCCGUCUCUUUUUUCCCUGACGCCUCCUUUUUCUUUUCCCUGUUUCUUUCCUUUCUCACUCCACGCCCUCUGAACUCACUCGACAGUUUACGAGAUGGCUUCGUCAGCGCCGUCCGACGCUGCUGUGAGCGACCCAGUGGUGGGUCCGCCACCGGUCUUGUGCAUUUUUCCUUUCCGCGACCCCGCUUUGCCCGUUCCUCGUCGUCACAAGAUCAUACUGAUGAAACGCAGAGUGCGUCUGCAGCAGGAGGCGCUUCUGUUACACCGCCAGAAGAAAGAAACUUCUGGCAAGACAAACAGCGCCGACGCGUCGAAGGGCCAGGAAGCUCAGAAGCUCUAUCUCGCUUCUCCGCUAACAGGCUUCGAAGUAAACUGGAUCAUGGACGACUCCAACCUCGAGAGGUUUCUUCGGGCCCGCGAGUGGAAUGUGCCCAAGGCUUUCGCACUGUUGAUGGAAACCGUCAAGUUCCGACGCGAGGCGAAGCCGGAGCGCGUAAAGCCGAAGGAGGUGAUGCAGGCGAACCAAGAGGGCAUCAUGUACCGCAGAGGCUACGACAAAAGCGGACACCCCAUUCUCUACAUGAGACCGGGAAAGAAUCAACCCAAUGCCGACGCAGACAGCUCGAUUAAACUCCUGGUGUACAUGCUGGAGCGCGCUGUGCAGUCCAUGAAGAGACAGGAAGGCGUCAGUGGAAUCACUUUCAUUGUCGACUACAAUGGUUACACCAAUGCCAACCAACCUCCCCUCGCCGUCGCUCUUCGAUUCGUCGACAUCUUCCAGAACUUCUACCCUGAGCGCCUCGCGGCGGCCUUCGUCAUCGACACUCCCUGGUACUUUUCGACUUUCUGGAACUGUCUGCAGCCGUUUCUGCCAAAUCGAACAACAAGCAAGAUCCACUACUGUUCGACGAGUGAUCCGAAGUCCCUAGAACCUCUCUUUGACCAGGUUCCGGCGGACUGCAUCGAAUCGUGGAUUCCUGGUGGCCAGGCCACCGGCGUGUACGACCACAGUGCCUACUGGGCGGCAGAGGCGAAGCAGUUUGAGUGCUACAUGAAGUUUUUGCAGGAAGAAUUUAUUGGGAAGUCACAGCAGCAGAGAAUGGUCGAGGCGCGGGCCUUUCAGGAGGCGCAGGCCGCUGGGAAGCAGGGCGACGAAGCAGUGGAAGCUGCGCGAGCCGCAGCGAAAGACGACAAGAAAGGCGGCAGUGGCGCCGCAGACUCAGACACUUUACUCGAGAAAGAGGAGGGAGAAGAAGACGUUCAGGACGAGGAAGACGAGGAGUCGAACGCCGACCUCAACGAAGACGAAGAAAAGAGGAGAAUGUUGCAAGAGGCUCUGAAAAAAGAACAAGGCGGCCACAUGGCCGACACCCAGUCUACGGGGGCGGGGCGGUAGACCAGAAAACCAAGCCGAGGGGCAGAGGGACAGAGAAAGAGACGAUAACGGACCGACGGAGAGAGAGAGAAAAAAAAAGAGACAGAGACAGAAAGAGAGAGAGGGGUGGAAAAGACUAAAGGAAGGUUUGACAGUUGUAGAGGGAAACCGCAGGUGGGAGAGGAUAGCAAAGAAAGGGAGAGUGACGUAUCGAAUAGGGAGAACACAGGAAAGGUGGAAGAUCGGCGGGUGCCUUUGUCAUAAGACGUGAAGGAGAAAAAGAGGGGGCAAAGGCACAAGGGUGGAUAAAGAAGGGAUGACGAGACAUAUGCACUACGAGGAUGUCGACUUGUCGAGUGAGGGAAGGAGGACGUUUGAGAGGGAGGCGAAGAGAACGCUGGGGAUGUAUCCGUACGUCUUUCACUCUGCUGUCUCUCUAUCGUAUCUUCUGUCUACCGUCAGGGCAUUAUUCCGACUCGAUCAUGCCUUUUGUCUUGCGUGUCACUCUCAACACGCGAGCGUUUGUGCACUUUUUUAUCCGUUCUUUCCACUUAGUUAAAACGGACGAAUCAUGUAGGACAGAGCGGUGCUCUGGCCACGCGCAACGCCUCCGGUGGUGUCAAGGAGCGGGACAAGCGUUGCACACCUUCAUAAGGAAUCGACACGGUCUUCGAACAAGCACGCAGGUAGCUACUGAG
This is a messenger RNA of Toxoplasma gondii ME49, 3239 nucleotides long. RefSeq names its product CRAL/TRIO domain-containing protein. The record is from RefSeq and is a predicted model, not a curated record. Lineage: Eukaryota; Apicomplexa; Conoidasida; Eucoccidiorida; Sarcocystidae. Gene Ontology annotation, molecular function: phosphatidylinositol transfer activity. The transcript is spliced from 5 exons. The coding region runs from base 1261 to 2562 and encodes 433 amino acids.